Molecule: messenger RNA, 453 nt
Organism: Entamoeba dispar SAW760
Lineage: Eukaryota; Evosea; Mastigamoebida; Endamoebidae
Product: 60S ribosomal protein L31, putative
Exons: 1
Coding region: 1-453 (150 amino acids)
Biological process (GO): cytoplasmic translation
Cellular component (GO): ribosome; cytosolic large ribosomal subunit
Molecular function (GO): structural constituent of ribosome
Source: RefSeq, a predicted model, not a curated record
AUGGCUGUUUCCAAGACCACUAAUCCACGUGUUUUAAAAUACAGAGAGGCUAACAAAGCUCGUAAAGAAGCUAAAAAAGCCAAGGCUGCCAAUAAAAAACCAGCCAAGGAAAUUAAGCAAAAAGAAAUGGCUCCAAUUACCCGUGAAAUGACUAUUCACAUGCAUGCUUAUCUUCACAAAGAAUCAUUCAAGAAGAGAGCACCAAAAGCAAUUAAAAUCAUUAGAUUCCUUGCUAUUAAAACUAUGAAAACACACGUUGUUAAAUUCGAUAUGGGAUUAAAUCAAUUCAUUUGGAGCCAAGGUAUUAGAUCAGUUGCUGACAGAAUUAGAGUUAGAAUGGCCAGACUUCCAAUUGAAGGUGAAGAAGGAAAAUUCUAUACUCUCGUUUCAUAUGUUCCAGUUGCUAGUUUCAAAGGUCUCGUUACUAAAACCGUAGAAGAAGCUGAAAAUUAA